UCUUAGAGUAUGAGAGCUGGGACUAGCUCGACGCUGGUGGCUGAGAAGGCUUGAUGCUGUCUUGGCAGACGAGGCUGUACGCACGAGCGUCAGCUGCAAGCCCCUCUUUGCGCAAUCCCCCAUCUGCACGUACAAACCUUUACCUGACGAAUGCUAGUCAAUACGAAACUACUCCUGGCCGUCGCAUCUUGCAGACACCCAUAUCUAGGACGAAGAGCGCACUCAUGAUCCGGUUUGUGCAGCCAUGGACCCUCUAAGCGCCGUCAGCCUCGCGGGCAACGUGGUGCAAUUCCUGGAAUUCGGAGUCAAACUCAUCUCUAAAACGCACGAAAUCUACAAAUCCGGAGAGGGCGCCGAAAUCCGAAACAUCGAGCUGGACGCUAUCGCGAAUGAUUUGGUCGCUCUAAAUGACCGGGUGCGCAAUCGCUCCCGCAAAGUCUGCGAAUUUGCUAUCUCCGAAGAUGAAAAGUCCCUGCAGGCUCUGACGGAGCAGUGCAACAGGGUCGGCGAUGAGUUGAUCAGUGCGCUCGAGAGUGCCAAAGUGCAGCAGUCGCGGAAGAUGUGGAAAAGCGUGCGGCAGGCCCUGAAGAGCGUUUUGGGACGGGAUCGCAUUGCAGAGCUAUAUCACCGGCUUAAGCAGUAUCGCGAGCAGAUUGUGGUUGUAUUGCUGGUCAUCAAUAAUGCCAGACAGACUGCUGCAGACAGCAAGGUCGAGGAGAUUGGGCUGGGCGUUGUGAGCUCGGAAAAGAGGAUACUUGAUGAAACACGCCAGGCGCGUUUCCAGAUCCUUGACGCCAUUAGCCGCUCGAAUUAUAGUCCUGCAAAACCGGAGGAUGUAGCGACAGUGUCUGCACUACUCUCUGAGGUGGCUUCAUUCGCUUCAGAGAAGCAAAGCAGGGAGAAUGUCCUGGAGAGCCUCUACUAUCCGCGCAUGGGGGAUCGCCGGGAGUGGAUUUCGUCGGCACAUAGGAAGACGUUCAACUGGGCUUUGGAACACAGGAAGGACGAUACAAGGCCGUGGGAUGACCUCAAGGAAUGGCUGCUGCAGGGAAAUGGGAUAUACUGGUUAAGUGGUAAGGCAGGGUCAGGCAAAUCGACACUCAUGAAGUACAUUGACCAGGACGAGCGCACAACCCAGUUUCUCCGGGAAUGGGUAGCUCCCAUGGAUUUACUCUUUGCGAGAUUCUACUUCUGGAACCCUGGAACGACAAUGCAGAAAUCUCAAAAGGGCCUGCUACAGAGUCUGCUCUAUGAAAUCUUCACCCGGCGGCCGAGCCUGAUUCCCACGGUCUUGCCCUCACUGUGGAAUUCUCCAUCGGGGGUUAAUCGAAAGUAUUCAUGGACAACAUCAGAGCUGGUGAAUGCGUUCCAGCUGCUGGCGGAUACCCAAUUCGAUACAAAGUUCUGCUUUCUCAUUGACGGCCUGGAUGAGUUUGAUGGAGACCACCAGGUCCUGAUAGACAUGCUCUGCAACGUCUCCCGCAACCCAAACAUCAAGAUUCUCGCUGCUAGUCGCCCAUGGCUUGUCUUCCAAGACGCCUUCCAAGAUUACCCCAAAUUGGCGCUGCAGGACUUAACCCGCGGUGACAUCCAGGUCUUUGCGGACGACUCUUUGUACAACCAUCCACGGUUCUCGAGGCUGCUGUCUUUGGAGCCGGAACGCGCGCCGCAGCUUGUGCGUGAAAUUGUCGACAAGGCUUCCGGCGUUUUCCUCUGGGUCUACCUCGUGGUCAGGUCUCUCUUAGAGGGUCUAACAAACGCGGACCGCAUGGCCGACCUGCAGAGACGAUUGAAAGAGCUUCCGAUGGACCUGGAGCAAUAUUUUCUCCAUAUUCUGACCAGCCUAAACUCGUUCUAUCUCCAGCAGGCUUCACAGCUGUUCAGGCUGGCACUGGAGGCUCCUCGCCCCUUGGAAGUUCUCACCUUCUCCUACUUGGAUGAAGACGAUCCUGACUUUGCAUUGCGAAGCGAGAUCAAACCCCUAUCGAACGAGGAAGAGUCCAUACGCUGUGAAGAUAUUGAAAGACGGCUCAACAGCAGAUGCAAAGGGCUCUUGGAGUCCCGUCGGCGGCAGGCGUGCGAUGAAUACUCGACCGUGGACGGCGUGGUCGAGGGAAGGACUUUAUACGAAGUUGACUUUCUUCAUAGGACCGUGCGAGAUUUUCUGAUGACUCCGACGGUCCAUAUUCAGCUUGUUGCACAGGAUACUGCUGAUUUCGAUGCCAAUAUGGCGCUGGCAAGGGCGUACGUUGCCCAGAUCAAGGGCCUUCGGCGUGCCUCACAUUCAGAGGCGAACUUCCAGGCACUGUGGAGUUUAGUCUUUAGCAUGUUGUACCAUAUUGGCCGCGUGUCAGACAGUGUCUCCCCGCAAGCACAGGUUGAUCUGCUUGAAGAAAUGGACAGAGCUGCGAGGGUAUUCCGGCAGCUUGCCAUUGUGAAACGGCGAUGUCCCCAAGACGCACAUUGGGUGAAUACGGGCUACCGAUUCGGAUUCGAACCGGCCUGGAAUAAUAGUCUGCUGACGUUGUGUAUCCGACAUGGCUUGAUGACCUAUGUCUCGCAGAGGCUAGAUGUAGGAGAGCGCAACCGCUCUGGUAGGCCGCUUCUCGCAUUUGCAAUGAUGGUGCCUCGCACUACAGAACCAGUCACUGAGGACAUGAUUGCGUACACCGUACCGAGGGUUGACAUGGUUAAAUUGAUUCUCAGCCGAGGAGCGAGUCCGAAUGACUUGGAUGAGCAGCAGACGAUCUGGGCUCGCACUCUUAUAUCCAUAUACACGCUAGCAGCCAGAUCUGAGUCGGGCUUUUCCGAGCAGGCAAAGAGCUGGUUCCAGAUCACGAAGUUGAUGCUCCUGCACGGUGCGGACUCGCAAGCCGUUUGUAAAAUCCCAUUUGAGUCGAGCAGGCUGUUUGAUCGGGUGAGAGUUCAAAAGCACCAGACCACGUCGCACAAGAACCUAUACUCCGCACUUGACAUCAUCCAUAUCGUCUUUGGCGGAGACGCUGCAUUCGACAUGGCCGAAGUGGAAGAUAUCUCGGACCAGGACGCACCAAAGCCUCGGAGCGUUAGCGACUCAUACCUUGCAGUGCCUAGCAAUGUGGAACGUUCACACUCUUCUGCUUCCUCUGCGUCGAGAGUUACAGCAGCAAGUUGGCAACAUCCAACGGAGCAUAUUAAUCCAAACCGCCUGCUAAAGGAUUCCCAGCCAGCGUCCGACAAGCAGGCGCUGGCCACGGUACCAGUGGAGUUGGGACCCGAUACUACGCCGAGAGAGAGCAAACACAUUCGCAUAUCUAGUUGGCUCAAGAAGAAAUUCACGGUCUAGUACCAAUUAUUCUGGAUUACGAUGUAACCCAUAAGGAUUUUACGGAGUAUCUGAUUAUUCUAACGUAAAAAGGGUUGAGAUACCAAGAGUAUACAUUUUCAAGGCUCAUUGCUCUGAAGAGUAAUAGACAGCCAGAGGUAAUAUUCCGCGUUACAUAAAUAGAAGACGAGAACUAGAAUAGAAGAAAGACACUG
Molecule: messenger RNA, 3519 nt
Organism: Aspergillus versicolor CBS 583.65
Lineage: Eukaryota; Fungi; Ascomycota; Eurotiomycetes; Eurotiales; Aspergillaceae
Exons: 1
Coding region: 245-3325 (1026 amino acids)
Source: RefSeq, a predicted model, not a curated record